Sceloporus undulatus (fence lizard) is the source of this 2750-nucleotide messenger RNA. It is a transcript of the gene DNAJA1, whose product is annotated as DnaJ heat shock protein family (Hsp40) member A1. Gene Ontology annotation, biological process: response to heat; protein refolding. Bases 188 to 1381 code for a protein of 397 amino acids. Gene Ontology annotation, cellular component: cytosol; cytoplasm. Lineage: Eukaryota; Metazoa; Chordata; Lepidosauria; Squamata; Phrynosomatidae. The record is from RefSeq and is a predicted model, not a curated record. The transcript is spliced from 9 exons. Gene Ontology annotation, molecular function: Hsp70 protein binding; ATP binding.
AAAGAGAGGAGGAGGAAGGAAACUCCCCGGAUGUUGCCGAACCUGAAGACCGGCUCGGAACUUUCCAGAAAAGUCUGGGACGUCUCUUCGGUCAGAAAGAGAGAGAAGGCGAAGGUUUGAGACGGCGGCUGAAAGGAGACAGUAGGGUUGCCUUAAGCAGAAAGGAAAACGAGAUAAUAGGUACACCAUGGUGAAGGAGACCACAUACUACGAUGUGCUUGGGGUAAAGCCCAAUGCUUCCCAAGAGGAACUGAAAAAAGCUUAUAGGAAACUGGCAUUGAAAUAUCAUCCUGAUAAAAAUCCUAAUGAAGGUGAAAAGUUCAAACAGAUUUCUCAAGCUUAUGAAGUCCUCUCUGAUUCCAAGAAAAGAGAGUUGUAUGAUAAAGGUGGUGAACAAGCCAUUAAAGAGGGUGGUACUGGAAGCAGCUUUGGAUCACCCAUGGAUAUAUUUGAUAUGUUCUUUGGAGGAGGUGGGAGAAUGCAAAGAGAGAGGAGAGGCAAAAAUGUUGUUCAUCAGUUGUCAGUAACUUUAGAAGAUCUGUACAAUGGAGCCACACGAAAACUUGCUCUACAAAAGAAUGUGAUUUGUGACAAAUGCGAAGGCCGAGGUGGCAAGAAGGGUGCAGUGGAGUGCUGCCUUAAUUGCAGAGGAACAGGCAUGCAAAUAAGGAUUCACCAAAUAGGGCCUGGAAUGGUUCAGCAAAUCCAGUCUGUGUGUAUGGAAUGCCAGGGCCAUGGGGAGCGCAUCAGUCCCAAGGACAGAUGUAAAAGCUGCAAUGGAAGGAAGAUUGUUAGAGAGAAGAAAAUUCUUGAAGUUCACAUUGAUAAAGGAAUGAAAGAUGGCCAGAAGAUAACUUUCCAUGGUGAAGGUGACCAGGAACCAGGCUUGGAGCCAGGAGAUAUCAUUAUUGUCUUGGAUCAAAAGGACCAUUCUAUGUUUACAAGACGAAAUGAAGACCUGGUCAUGUCCAUGGAUUUACAACUAGUUGAGGCACUAUGCGGUUUUCAAAAACCAAUUACAAUGCUAGAUAAUCGAACUAUAAGCAUCAAUUCUCAUCCUGGUCAGAUUGUUAAACAUGGAGAUAUUAAAUGUGUACUGAAUGAGGGAAUGCCAUUCUAUCGCAGGCCAUAUGAAAAAGGUCGUCUGAUCAUUGAGUUUAAGGUGAUCUUUCCAGAUAAUGGCUUCAUUUCCUCUGAUAAGUUAUGCCUGUUAGAAAAGCUGCUACCUCCAAGGCAAGAAGUGGAGGAAACUGAAGAUAUGGAACAGGUAGAGUUGAUGGACUUUGACCCAUCCCAGGAAAGAAGACACCAUUACAAUGGAGAAGCCUAUGAAGAUGAUGAGCACCAACCCAGAGGUGGUGUCCAGUGCCAGACAUCUUAAAAUGACCUGAUGAUUUUCCUUGUGCUGCUUGUCCUGUAUGUCAGUUGUGGAUGAGUGAAGGACUAAAGUUGCUAAACUCUCAAACUUGCCAUUGUCCCUGUAAUAUUUAAACUUAGUUGUUUUUAAAUCAAGUUAACAAACUUAAAAUCAGUAAACUACACUUUAAUCAAAUUGGAAUGAUGUUCCUAUUUCCAUAUGGCCUAAAGAAACCAGAAGCCAAUUUGCUCUGGCCUUUUUAUUUUGUGCAUCAUAAGUGUAUUGUGUGCAGAUGCACUGGCUUAGUAUUCAGUGAUUUCUGUUUAGUAUUAUAAAUUAUAUUCCUCUUAAGUAUGCACAUGUAUUUAUGAUUCAUGUUUAAAAUGUGAAAUUAAAGUUUUGUAUUCAUCAGCUUCUAGAUACAUUGGUGUGCUUUGAAUGUAUUGUGGCUGGUUGAGACUUGACAAAGCACCUGCAUGGCACUGUACCUUCCUCACCUGGAGAGUAAAGCCCUGUCCCGUCCCACCCCUAGUUUUAGCUAGAACACUGUGCAAAAUUCCUCUGUUUAUGUUAUGCAGGGUCUUAGCUUGACUAAUUGGUAAGGAGUUGAAAAUGCAACCUGUAAUAGAACUUGUGUAAAAUGAGAACCACAUGUGAAAAAUUUGUGAAUAGGAAAUACUUUGCAUUUUAAAACUAGGACAGUCACGCAACUGAGAAGUAACAUAUUAGUAAAGGUACAAAACUAUUGUACGUUUAGUGGAAGUCUUGACUAUUUGAGCUUAUGUAAGUAGGUUUCAGUGAUCCUGUUAAGGACAUUCAGUUUUUUGGACUACAUGAAUAGCUGCAGAAAGCCCUUUUCUAAAAUUGUGUGACUCACGAAUGAAUUGGUCACAAUAAUUUUAGGGGUUGUGUGUGUCUACUUGGUUUUUGAAAAGGGCUACCUCUACCAUUGGCCAUUUCAAAAUGUUAGUUUGUAUUGUAACUUCAUCUCCUAGCUGGACCUCAGUAAUUGCAGGAAGGCUUAAUAACUUAUUCAAGUGCCUCUUCUAGGACUAAAAAUGUACUUAAGGUGACACUUGACCUUUUUCUAAAAAAUCCCAUGUUAAUAUUUGAUAGGCAAGCCCAGCUGUAGCGCUUAUGCUAUGCAUAUAGAGCAAAUGGGCUAACAAAUACGGCAUUCGAGUGCUCUGCCGUUUCAGCACAGGUCUUGUCCAUUUGAGGUUUUAACAUAUGGCUUCUCCCCAGGGUUUUAAGUUGUAUAGCAGUUUAUUAUGAUCCUUAUGAUAAGGAUGAUUUAGCUGAAUCAAGAAUGUGACUUGACAAAUGCUUGCGUAUUGUACUCCAACUUGAGUUUCAACCCAUGGGGGCAAAUAAUAAACACUAUCUUCUGACA